This is a messenger RNA of Acyrthosiphon pisum (pea aphid), 3639 nucleotides long. RefSeq lists its product as uncharacterized. The coding region runs from base 1909 to 2697 and encodes 262 amino acids. The transcript has 2 exons. Lineage: Eukaryota; Metazoa; Arthropoda; Insecta; Hemiptera; Aphididae. The record is from RefSeq and is a predicted model, not a curated record. Gene Ontology annotation, cellular component: membrane.
AUAAAAAGUGUGUAUCUCAUCAUUUGAUUGAAUGGUAUAGGCUGCACAGGACACUAUUCUUAAGCGGCUGAAAUAAUAUGAACCAAAUAUACAAGUAUAAGUACCAGCUAUCUAAAAAUAUGGUAUUUUAAAUACCUAUACCGAGGGUAACUUAAAAUAUUAGAAUUUUAAUAAGUGUAAAUAACAAAAAAGGGGGGAGGAGUGAGCAAUGAGCAUGUUUGGUGAAUCGCCCUGUGUGUAGGUAUACCGAAUACUAUACGGUAUACAACCAGCGACAGAGAAUACUAAGAAUUAAAAAUUAACGUUUGCAGGGCAUCGCGUGAAACGAAACGUGAAACACAGUUUUAAAACUAUAUCGAAAUAUUGUUCUCUCGUUUGGAAUUUGCGCGAGAAAAAAAAUUCUCGUGCGAUAAAACAAACAACAAGCGGGCUGUAUGGUGUAUUAUAAUAAUAUUGCUAUGUGGCCAUAUAUUAUAUAUGUAGGUACCUCCUACUCGCGUAGAGAUGCGAAAGGUUUCGAAACGGUUGUCACGCCAAACGUCCGUGCAUCAUCGUCAUAAAAUAUGCAUAAUAUUACAAUAAUAUAAUAUCGCGAUAUUAUAAUUAUGCGCAAAGAAGCGCGCAGAUCCGCGGUAUCAUGAUAAAUAUGAAUUAUAAUAAAAAUAUGUGUAACGUACGAUAUAACAUAAUAUUAUAUACCUAUAUAAUAUUACGAUAUAUUAUAGUCACUUUCGACUUUCCUACACGAGAUUUUCCUUGGUCGCGUAGUGAAUAAAAUAAUGGCAACAAUAGGCGGCGCGGUAAACACGAUAAUAAUAAUAAUAAUAAUAAUAAUAAUAAUAUGAUGAUGAUGAUGAUGGUGGUGAUGAUGACGGAGACGAAAACGAAAAAGAAAAAACCCGAACGUCGGCGGAAAAAAAAUGUCGGGGAAAAAAAUGCGCACACAAACUAUGGACGACGAUGUGCCGCCGCCGCGCCGUCGACUGACUGUGCACGUUUGCAGUCUAUAACAGUCACAUUAUUAUUUAUAUAUUUAUAAGUCCGCCGCCGCCGGUCGCUGUGUAUUUUUGACUUGUAAUUAUCGCGGAAAUCGUGUGUAGAAAAACCUCUGCGUGUGGAUUCGGUGUGAACUAGUUAAGCAAAUGACCAUUUAACUUAUAUAUUAUUAUAUUUUUACAUUGUUUUUUAUUUUUUUUUUUACUCGCUCUCCUAUAUUUAUUUCGUUUUUCCCUCUAGUCGCGGUGGCUACCUAAACCUAUGUACCACAUAGCUUCUUCCUCCCACCGGGCCGCGUCCGCGAUAAUAAUAUUGUCCAUAGUCCCAUAUAGUUCAUUGUCGAAUUCGUUAUAGUCACCGUGUUUAUUUUUUCUUCUCUCCGAUUUUUUUUUCACCUCUCUCCGCCGCCGAGUCUUUCUCCCCUCCGCCGCCACAUCCCGCGGCUACCGACUACUCCCCUCCGUGGAGGGAAAAAUGACCGCGUGAAACGCCGAAUUUCCAGACGACGGUUCGACUACUCUAUAUAGGUAUACGCACCGUGCCUACUACUAAAAAUAAUAAUAAUGAUAAUAAUAAUAGCAGCAACGAUAUAAUAAUCACGACGACGGCCGUCUUGAGCGGGGGAUGACGAGGGGCAGCAGCCUCACCGGUGCGAGAGCGGCGGCCAAGAUCGAUUUUCACGUCACUGUCGUCGCCGCCACCGCCGCCGUCGCCGCAUAGUAUCGUUCCGUCGACCACCGGCCGCUAAAUCCGCGCGUAUAUUAUAAUACCGGCCACAUACCGUACAUUGUAAACCAGGUGUAUACCUCGAUCCGGACGCUUACCCGACUGCUCAUAACCCUGACCGCGGUAUACCAGGAUCGCACGACACCCGCGUCGCGGUCACGCCGCCGCCGCCGUUACACACGCGUCAUGUCGCCCGCCAUGGCGUUGCUGCUGCUGUCGUCCGCGUCGCUGUUGGCGUCCGUCGCCGCCACGUCGGCCGACGACUGCGUGCUGGACCUGGCCAUCGUCUGUCUGGACGACAAGUUGCUGGUGUACGUCAAUUGGCUGGAGAAGCGGGACAAGCUGAACGUGGUCGGUGACAUCGUGACGAUCGUCAAGAAGAAGGAGGCGGGCCUAGCCGAAGACAGGUCCAAGCUGCAGCCGCACAACAGCAAGCCGCACGUGCACCGGGUCAGCACGUCCCUGGGACCUGCCAUCGAUGAGUACUUCGACACGCACACCAUCCGGAUAUCACUGCCUUGGAUACUCGACGACGACAUCGAUCUGGAACUCGACCAGCAAGGCCGCGGCAAGAAGACCAAAUUGAAACACCUCAAGAAAAUGAUGUCGAUGCUGGGCGUGAUCAUGUGCGCCAAACUGUCGCUGAUGGGACCGCUGGCCAUGGUCAUGAUCGGUGUCAAGGCGCUCAAGGCUCUGCUGAUGGCCGUCGUGUCGCUGACCAUAUCCAAACUCAUGUUGCUCAAGAAGUUUAAGGGUGGAGGCGGAGGCGGAGGCGGCGGAGGCGGAUACGGCAGCGGAUCCGUGGUCCAGGCCGACUGGUCGUCGGACAAGGACGACCGGAACGCGCAUCUGCUCGCCUACGCUGGACAGUCGGCCGCCGCAUCGGGGACAGCUGUCAUGUCGCCGUCUUUGCAACAACCCCUCCAACAGAUGUACCCUUCGUAUGAACCUCACGGCUAUCACGGGGCUGCCUGAACGCCGUCACACCACGACCAUCACAAUCACCACCAACCCCCUACCACCAUCACUAUACCAGCACUACCCACACAUCACCGACAUUCCCCUCCGCCACUACUGCCGGUCACUGGAUAUGAAACAUAGCACUUCCGUGGUUAUCCACCCGGUAGUGUGAGGGUGGACGUCAUCCGAACGCGCGUGUCCGUCAAACUAGUCACCGCUAUUUACCCCUUCGACCUUCACAAACCAACCACCAUAGCCACCUCCGCCUGCCGACCGUAAUCGUUUAGCUGUAUAGCUUCAGGUAUACCAUUUGCCAUCACCGAAAUCUGUAUAAGUCGCGUUCAACGCGCCUCCCCCCCCCCCCCCACACACCCCUAAAUUAUUAUAAUAUCGUGGGACUUUUCUGCUGCAGGUAUAUUAGUUUUCCCUCAGUCUACCCGCGUGUUAUAAAUUAUUAUUUUUAAUGUUUUAUAUUAUAAAUGGGCAUUAUUAUUGUCCUUACACCACACCUAUUGAGAGGAUUUUUUUUUAUCGUACUGUACUAAUUUUCUCAGUCAAUUUCAGUGUUGCGUACAUUGUUUUUUGUAUCAUUUGAAUAGUACCUAGGGGUACUUAUGAGUUGUAACAAUAGAAAAGAAAAAAGUUUUAGAAUUUUUUAUGAAUGUCCUUUUUAGGUUUUGUUUAAAAAUGUUUUCUAAUGGCAACUCUUAUUUUUAGUUCAUGUUCCUAACAAUUCAAACUAGAAUAUAAUUUUUUUGAUAAAUUUGUAUCUACAAAUAUCUGAAGUAGUAUAUUAUUUAUAAUCAUAAAAAAUUUGGCUUAGAUGAUAAUAAUAGAUGAAUGGUUUGUUAGUGGAUACUUUACGAUAAUUUUCGGUUCCUGCUACAUAGGUCAUUAAUAAUAAUUGAAAUAUUUAUAACCUAUUAGUUAUUGGUUCAAUAUUUUAUUAAUUUUACU